Pomacea canaliculata is the source of this 3702-nucleotide messenger RNA. RefSeq lists its product as uncharacterized. Bases 1339 to 2820 code for a protein of 493 amino acids. The record is from RefSeq and is a predicted model, not a curated record. Gene Ontology annotation, molecular function: protein binding. Gene Ontology annotation, cellular component: Fanconi anaemia nuclear complex. Lineage: Eukaryota; Metazoa; Mollusca; Gastropoda; Architaenioglossa; Ampullariidae. The transcript has 14 exons. Gene Ontology annotation, biological process: interstrand cross-link repair.
GGUCAACAGAGAGGGAGUUUAGAAACUUUUAGCCAAAGCAUCCACGAACUGUUAAAGAUGACUUUCAUAGUACCUGAAAAGCUCACAGCAGUGUUGAAAAACUUUAUAGAGGGAAAAUUUGAAUCCUGCUUGUCUAGUCUGGAAGAAGUAAUACUUGGUAAUGACUUCGGAUUCUUGGACAAGUUACGUGCGGAAACCAUAUCUGUCGUCUGCACAUUUCUGUCGAAAGCAAGCAGCUGCGGGCAAAGUGAUGAAGACUCCAAUAAUAUUCUCAUAGCACUUGAAAGAUUUUGUGUGCAACUUGAAAAGCUUCUUGAAAAACUUAGAAGUCUCCCACCAUCUUUAUCAAGCUUGGAGGCAGAGCUUGUUAUUCUGUACAACUUUGGAUAUUCUCAGCUGGUAAAAGCUUACAUGCUUAAAAACACUCCAGAAAUGCCAUCAAGUUUGGUGCAAAGUAUCCUGCAUUCAUUAAAUAGAGUGGGACGCCUUCUUGGAUUUUACUCAGAGUUGCAAACUGGUCUUCUAAGAAAACUAACUGUCUUAAUCAUUUGUUCAGUGUAUUGCUGGAAUUUGCUGGAUUUUUACAAUCUUAUAAUAGUCAGGAGCUGUUUCAGCAAAUACAACUACAUCUAUGUCUCUGUGGUUUAAUGUCAUUAGCAACCAAGCAGUUAGUACCUGCUGAUGGAUUGUCAUCCACCAUACUCCAUUUGGACAGAUCUAAUAAGAAGGUUGUAAUGAAGCAUGGCUAUGUUGUCAUCAUGUCUCCCCAGCUGAAUCUAUUAAUAGAGCAGAAUGAUGCUGGUGAUAUUCUUGAAGAUGGAUUCUUACCUAGCAUUAAUAGUUUUGCCAGUCUGGUGGCAGCAUUGCUAGCAUUUCAGCAGAAAGACUGGAAGGCCUGCAAGCAUCAAAUAUCUGGUGUUAAAUAUCGUUUAUGGAGGCCUCUUUCUUCAGUCUUAGCCUGGUAAAGUGCAGCUGAUACCCAUGUCCAUUUAAUUUGUCAGAGUAUUGUUAAUUUACUGGUGCUGAUUUUGGAACUGCUUGUACGUAAUGGUGAGUUAAAUAGCCAGUUGGGUUUAAAUGAUGAUCUGUACUGUUUCUUCUUAAAAUUCUGGGUUGCGUGCAUUUUGUUUAAUGUUUGUGUGUCCAUCCACAUCCCUCUGCCUUUUUCAGUUGCUCUCAUCCAUAUGCUUCUCUCAUGUUUAUGCACAUAUUAACUCAUAUCCCUCCUGUUAUUAAACAUUUUAUGUUUGAUUAUGAUGCACAUAUUUCAUCUGAAUGUGUGUAGGUGCACACACAAUUCUGUGAAGUAGUUAGCAUAAUUGUAAAGGGCAGAAAGGCAUGUUUUUCAGUAUUUCUGUGGCAGCUCAUUCUUUACUGGAGAGUGGUCACUGCCUGGAAGCUAUUGAUUAUUUACACAAAUUUCUUGAGGAUUUCACAGCUUGCACAAGUAUCCUUGUGGAGUCCAUCGCUUACAGACUCUUGGCAGAAUGCUACUCAAGACAGGGCUUUCACCAUUUAGCUGCGAAGACACUGCAUCAUUCACUUAAAGUCAAUCCCAAUGACAUUGCUGCCCUGUAUGCCAUUUCUCAGCAGUAUAAAACACUACAACAAACAGAAUCAGAAAUAGAGUGCCUCCACCUGUACAUGAAGGCUUUGGAGGAAGAAAAGGAUGGAGGCAAACAACUUUGUUAUUUGCCACUGCUUGAGGAGCUGUUGCUUGACACUGUCACUCACAGCAGUCAACUGAGUGUAGAACAGGCAUUUUAUAAUUUUGGCAACCGCCUAGCAGAGCUUAGCAGACACAGUGAAGCAUCUGAAUGGUACAUGGGUCUCAUACAGAAGUAUGAGAGUAAGAGACACCACAGUUCUUGUGCAGACUAUCUUCCAGACUUUUUGACAAUCUGUCAAGAAGCAUCCAAGAAUCUUUUGCUAGCCAACAAAAAUGAGGAAUGCCUAUUUCUUUGCAAUAAGGUUUUGACAGCAUUUGACUGUGGAUUUAUGUCUGGCAUUGACAUGUGUGAAGAAGACUUUCCUGUGAUUUCUUUCCUGGAGAGGGAGGACAUGGAAGCAAGGCAGGAGACAAGGACAAGCUGCCAGCGCAAGAGGCGAUUAAGUGCAGACAGACAAGAUACAGAGCAAGAGCAACUAGCAUGGAAGAGAAUGAAAAAUUCUGCCCUGAUCUUGGCUUGUCGAGCAGAUGCAGAGAUCAUGCUGGGGAACUGGACUGCUGCUGUGCAGGAUCUGACAAGGGCCAUUGAUCAACUUCUGAAAUAUCCACAUGCUACCAAAAACGCAGCAGCAGAAAUUUGCAGAUCAGAUUUUGCGUUGACCCAGUCCUUGACACCACAACCCAAACGACCUCGUCAGAUCUCUGAUAGUGGAGACGACCGUGAAAGCCAUCUCAGCGUGGAUUCUGCGCAAAGUGACGACUGGAGCAAAAUGACCAGUACGAUCUGCGUCAAACUGGCCGACGCAUUGUCCAGACAACAGGAGGACCGCCAAGCACUUCACUUUUCCCGCCUAGCUGUCCAGAUGUGUCCAGGGGAAGAGAGCGCACUCUAUUUCUUGUGCUCGAGCCUGCAGCGCUUGAACCGAAACGAAGAAGGUUACCAGGACUGGCUCCAGAGUCGUAGCCUCCCGCACCAUACGGGGUCGGUGCGUGUGCAGACCUUGUUGGAACAGCGACAGGAGGAGCUAAGGUCCACCGCUUGCGAGGUCGGGAGGAACACCCAUCACCUGGGACACGUUACUGACAUGGACAAGAUUCGCCUCGAUGUCUCAUGUUUGCAAACUCUGCUCAGCGUCAGGCAAGGCAGGUGACCAGACAGGGUGGGAUGACCACCAGGCAUGCAGCAGGACAGAGGGUGAAAACGAAUGAUUAGAGCGAGACGAAAAAUUAACUGACUGUGAGCAACAGGGAGGACGGAAAUGAAUGACUCGAAUCGGGAUAGACAGAGGCUGUUGUGAGUCACUAUAAUAAUAAACGUAUGAUUUAUAUAGCGCAUAAUCACGCUUACGAAGGGGCAUGCUCUCAGCGCUUGAGACAAGUAAGAGACAUGGAAUACGAAGGACGGAAGGAAAAACAACUAUGCAGAUAAGUAACAAAAGGCAAACAUAGAAAACGCAAAGAGGAAUCUGGGAACACAGUAAGGAUAGAGAGUGUCAUAAAUAUGCAGAGGAAGACAAGCAAGCGGACUAAUCAAUUGCCUAUAGUCACAACUAUGUUGAUUAGUGGUGUCAGAUAUAAGGCUCGUGGAACAGAUGUGUUUUUAGUGCAGCUUUAAAGGAUUCGAUGGUAGGUAGAUGGCGGACAUAGAGGGGAAGAGUUCCUCUGUUUUGCAGCGCAGUAGCUAAGAAUCCAUUGACAAUAUGUGGUUGUUCUGGUGACAGGUAUACUGAGCAUACGGUCAUCGGACAAAGAGGGGAGUUGACUGGCUGUUAUGAAGGGAGAGAUAAAUUUAGAGAAAUAAGGUAGGAGCUUGGAGAGAAAUCAAAACACAACGCAGACAGCUUGUACUGAAUGCCAGGCUCAAGAUGUCGCGAAUCGUGCCUGACUGAUGUUGUCAUUAGUGAUCUUGCCUGUCACGAUGGCGCUCAUCAGAUUUUAAUGCAUUCAUUAAAAGUCACCUGCAGAAGUUUUGCUGGUCACCUAAACGCUCUCUCUUUCUCUCAGACAGCGGAUUAAAGACAGAAUUUAAUAUA